Topomyia yanbarensis is the source of this 1953-nucleotide messenger RNA. RefSeq lists its product as uncharacterized. The record is from RefSeq and is a predicted model, not a curated record. Bases 372 to 932 code for a protein of 186 amino acids. The transcript has 2 exons. Lineage: Eukaryota; Metazoa; Arthropoda; Insecta; Diptera; Culicidae.
UAUAAGUAAGGAAAACGAUAGAAAUAUAAUAGCGAUUGUGUUCCUCCAACGGGAAUCACAACGGUGGUGUAGCACGAAGCGCAUUGUGCGUUGCGUUGGGUAGUGUUGCGGCGAUUUUGUCGCAUCCUCUCUGAAGAGUAGAGAGCCAGCAUCGGUUCGGUAGUCUGCAGCAUCGGAGCGAGAGGGAUUCUACGAGAGGUUGAUCAUUCGUCGGUUCUCUGCAAUUUGUUCUAAAUGGUAUUUACAAACGUGUAGAGUUGAUUGUUUUGGACAGGAAAAAUGACUUUUUACCUUUGUUAGGGCGUAGCUGGUUGGAUGUUUUUUAUGUUGGUUGGAGAAAAGCUUUCGCAAAUUUUUCUACGGUCAACAAUAUGGUUAUUAGCUAUGCAAAUGAUAAAACGAUUUUAGGAAUCAAGGAGCGGUUUUCCAAGGUUUUCCAUAAAGAUUUUUCUUCUCCAAUUGUUGGGUAUGAGGCUGAUUUGGUGUUGAAAGAAGAUUCUCCAGUGUUUAGAUGGGCUUACGACGUUCCGUAUAGAUUACAGGAAAAAGUUAUAGAGCAUUUGGAGAUGCUAGAAAGAGAAAAAGUUAUAACACCAAUCAAGACUAGUGAGUGGGCCUCCCCUGUAGUUAUAGUAAUGAAGAAGAAUCAGAUCAGUAUUGGAAGCGUGAUCGUAAGAGCGCAUCGCUCGCAAUUGAGGGUCCCGAAGGCGAGUAGUAGGCAUCAGAAUUUGGCUGCUCCGUGCAAGAGAGACUGUAAGCGUAACAGGCAUCAUUCAGAGGACGAAUUCUUCGGCUUCUCUAACAUUGAAGUAGAGUCGGAUAAGAAGAAAAUACGGGCGAAUGACAAUUCGAGUUACGCAGCAGGAUCGCCGGCACUGAAGCGGUCAGAACGAAUAAGGUUACGCCGCGAAAACAUGAAAUUUAAAAAGUGAAGUGCGAACAAAUUUUUACUAUUGAAAUGAAAUUAUGAAUUAAAAUAUAUAUCAACGCUUUUUUGUGAAAAGGGCGAUACUUACAAAUGUAAACAUAAGCCUUUUUUCAUACAUGCGAAUGAGGGCUUUUAAACGCAACAAAUUAACCUAAAAAUUUUGAUUCUACGAUAUUGCUUUCUUAAACUACAGCAAAAAAAUACAACGGCCGGAACUGUAUUUUUGUCUGUUUAUUUAAAGUUUUGCCCUCCACGCUCCAUGCAAACAAACAGGGCGAUACUUGUUUUGCUAGCAGUUUAGAGGCGAAACUGUUAUUUUCGUAUUUUUUUAGGAUUAUCAAGCUGAUACCAGGUGUAGAUAGUAACAAUGAUCUCUAUUGAAAAAAACACGGACGAAAUCGGUGGUGUAGAACGGUAGUUAUUGUAAAAAAAACGUAAGGGCGAUACUUCAAUGCUAAUAGGUGGGACCGAAAAAGUAAACAAUCGCCAAAGGGACGAUACUAUCAUUUUGUCAAUUUCAAUAGCAAAAACAAAUUUUAAUUCAAUAAUUUCAAAUACUUUAUGAAAUUUUGGGUUUCGAUCACUGAAUCAUGCAAUCAGGAUGUAAAAAAACACAAUAGUUCUUAAAUAGGAAAUAAAACCAAGUCUGGAAAUAUUCACUGUUGAUUUUUUUUGAAUGGUAUCACUGCUAGUAUCGUCCUUUUCAAGAAAAAGCGUUGAUAUGUAAUUUAAUUGUAAUCAAAAGUAAUUAAUUUAAGGUAUCAAUGGAUACAAAAUGAAAAGCUUUCGAGCGUUUAAGGACGCAGUCAGAAACUAAUACAUAUUUAGAACGUUUAAGGACGCAAUCAAAUCAAUAAAAUAAUGAAGCGUUAAAGGGCGCAGUCAGGCAAUUUAAAUAAUUAGAGUGCCUAAGGACACAAUCAAGUGUUUAAACAAAAAUAGGGUUAGCUUAAAAGCAUAGCAUCAAAGGAUGCAUUCAAAUCUAAAAGAUGAAGAAUUGUUGUGUUCAUGAAAGGGCUUAGCUA